Messenger RNA from Paecilomyces variotii, 999 nucleotides. RefSeq names its product 60S ribosome subunit biogenesis protein Nip7. The record is from RefSeq and is a predicted model, not a curated record. Bases 104 to 676 code for a protein of 190 amino acids. Gene Ontology annotation, biological process: ribosomal large subunit biogenesis; ribosome assembly. The transcript has 3 exons. Gene Ontology annotation, molecular function: RNA binding. Gene Ontology annotation, cellular component: preribosome, large subunit precursor; nucleolus; nucleus. NCBI's taxonomy places the organism in Eukaryota, Fungi, Ascomycota, Eurotiomycetes, Eurotiales, Thermoascaceae.
AAGAUUUCACGCUAAGCGGAUCUUUUGCUCCACCGCCUAGAUUUUUAUCUCGCGGAGCUUCAUAUUGAUAACUGCGCCUAUUCAUUCCUGCGAUCAAGCCAAAAUGCGUCCGCUUACAGAGGAAGAGACAAAAACACUGUUUUCGAAGCUUGCCAACUACACUGGCCGCUCCUUGAACAACCUCAUUGCGCCUUCAGCUGGGUCCGACGAAGCUGAAGCAAAUGACCGCUACGUUUUCCGUCUGCACGGCUCCAGAGUGUACUAUGUUCGCCUACAGAUAGCAAACCUCGCGACCUCGAUCCCCCGUGCGAACCUCCUGACGCUCGGAACCUGCAUCGGCAAAUUCACCAAGACCGGCAAGUUCAGAAUCCACAUCACCGCUCUGGAUGUGAUCGCGCCGCAUGCGAGAUACAAGGUCUGGAUCAAGCCCAACGGAGAGAUGCCGUUCCUUUAUGGAGGCAACAUUGUCAAGGCACAUGUUGGCCGAUGGAGCGAGGACUGUCCGGAGCACCAGGGUGUGGUUGUGAUGUCUAUGGAUGAUACCCCUCUCGGCUUUGGAGUAACUGCUCGAUCGACCGCCGAAGCACGCAGACUUGAACCCACUGCGAUCACAGUUUUCAGACAAGCAGAUGCCGGAGAGUACCUGAGAGAGGAGGACAACCUCUUCGCCACAUAGCGACUCCCGGUCUAUUCUUAAACAAUCCAAAAUACGGCGUUCGCAUAUUUGGCAGUGUGGAGUUCUGGGAGUGUCUUUUAUCUGGCUAGACCUCGGCUUCAGCUCGAGAAAAAGUUUUGACGAUUUGUCCCAUAUUUGGUCCUGAUGCACAUAUGCAUCUUGUCUGAUAUCCAAUGUCAGAGUUACAUACCCAUAAUAGACAGAUUUUCGCAGGAAUUGUCUCAAGAGGAUUUGACCAGUAGCGCUGAUCUGUAGCUACACAAUUGUAAAAAUUCCGCUAGUAUCGAUCUCUCAAACAUAAGCUGUAUGGUACCCAAAAACAG